This is a messenger RNA of Symbiodinium sp. CCMP2592, 1005 nucleotides long. The record is from the annotation of a GenBank genome assembly. NCBI's taxonomy places the organism in Eukaryota, Dinophyceae, Suessiales, Symbiodiniaceae.
AUGGAGGGCGGGAUUUUCGGCCUGGGGGGUGUAGCUGACAAGUCGGUCACACUUGCAUGGUAUUUCCAGGGCAUCAGCUGCUCACUCUCGCCCGUGCUGGCGAGCGCUGCACAGGUGUUACCCUCCAGCAUCCCAAAGCGGAACGAGGUCAUCGCUGAUCUUUUCCCGUUCAAGGAGAAUCUGAAUAUCACUGGCUUGGCAUUGCGAGUCUCUGUCGGGAGUCACAAGCAGAAGCGUAUCGAGUCCAAGGUGGGCACCGGCUUCCUGGGUAUUUUCCCAGAUCACCUCGCCGGCUUGCUCUUCCUCGUCACUUGCCGACACGUGCUCCCCGACGAGGCCUCCUGCGACAACGCGAUCUGCACUUUCGAGGCAUCAGGGCAACCAGGGCACAGUCUCACUCAAGCUUGGCGACGUGGGCCCCCACGCAGCCUCUCCGAAGACAUCAUGGGUGCUGGCGCUUCCACAGAGGCUGCAGAGGCUUUCAACAAGGCUUCAAUUGCCGACAUUACGGCAGCUUUGGCGGCCUUGUCCACCGAGGAGCUUGCCAAGAUAAAGGAGGCAUCCGCAGGCGCUGCUUCCGCUUCAGAGCAGAAGGAGGCUGGAGCAGAAGCUGCAAAGCCUGAAGAGCCCGCACAGGAUGCCACGAAGCCGGCCGAGUCUGCGACAGAGGAGGGUUCCAAGCCUGUGGAGCCAGCCGCUGCCGAGGAGGGUUCCAAGCCUGUGGAGCCAGCCGCGGCCGAGGAGGGUUCCAAGCCUGUGGAGCCAGCCGCUGCCGAGGCACCCCCCAAAGAAGCACUGGAGGAUGCCGAGUUGAAGCUGAAAUUCCAGGCUGCCUUCAGGGCAAUCGACACAAACAAGUCUGGAUUCAUCGAGGUCAAUGAACUGGAGGCUGUCCUGCAGACCCUCGGAGUCAACCUGACCUCAGAACAGGCUCACACAUCUGUGCCAUUCCAGGAGUCCAUGAUCCAGCCUAGCUAUCUUUCAAAGUCAACGGUUGAGCUGUAG